Molecule: messenger RNA, 1253 nt
Organism: Zea mays
Lineage: Eukaryota; Viridiplantae; Streptophyta; Magnoliopsida; Poales; Poaceae
Product: RNase L inhibitor protein-related
Exons: 11
Coding region: 189-1007 (272 amino acids)
Biological process (GO): maturation of SSU-rRNA
Molecular function (GO): rRNA small subunit aminocarboxypropyltransferase activity
Source: RefSeq, a predicted model, not a curated record
CGUGGGCUCCCUGGGCCGAACAAUUCCGGACUGGGCUACCGCCGUCCACCGCAGCCACUUUCGACCCGCGUGCGCUCUUUCUCUCUCUCUCUUCCGGCGGCUGGGCAGUGGGCUACCGCCGCCGCCGCCCUACGCCAGGUGCUGAGGUCUUCGUCGAUCUCGAGCUCCCACAAGGGAAGCCGUCCAGGAUGGGAUACAACCGCCACAGGCGUGGCCGGGGAUCAUCCUCAUCGUCUUCGCGCCGCACCAAGCAAGAAGCCUCGUGUGAUGAUGAUGGCCUUGGGACAUCACUUCCAAGGCAAGAAGAAGGCACAGAAGACGAACUCAAAGGUUCAAGAAUUCAGCUUGCAAUGUGGGACUUUGGUCAGUGUGAUGUCAAAAGAUGCACUGGUCGUAAACUUUCAAGAUUUGGGCUUUUGAAGGAGUUGAGAGUGACCAAUGGUUUUGGUGGUGUUGUUCUCAGCCCUGUUGGAACACAGUGUAUAUCCAAGGAAGAUCAUCCUAUUGUGCAAAGAAAAGGAUUGGCUGUGGUUGAUUGUUCCUGGGCACGUUUAAGUGAUGUCCCUUUUGUGAAACUACGUUGCGGUGCUCCUCGUCUCUUACCAUGGUUGGUAGCAGCAAAUCCUGUGAACUAUGGCCGCCCAUGUGAACUGUCAUGUGUGGAAGCUUUAUCAGCAGCCCUCAUAAUAUGUGGGGAGGAAGAUACAGCGCAUUUGCUGCUUGGGAAAUUUAAAUGGGGUCACGCAUUCUUGUCUCUAAACAGAGAUCUCCUGAAAGCAUACUCCCAGUGUGAAAAUGGAGCUGAGAUUAUCAAUGUGCAGAAGUCAUGGUUAUCAAGUAACUCGAGUGUUCCAAAGCCACCUGUAAACGGGGCAGAGGAAUCACGGCAAAACACGGAGGGAUCUGAAGGUGAUUCAGACGAUGACUUGCCCCCUCUCGAGAAGAAUAUGAACCACCUGAACCUCGACGAAGAUGAAGAAAGCGAGGAAGAGAGUGAAAGCGAGUAAAAUUGUGGGCUGAAAGUGCUGCCAUGGUAACUUUACGACUGUUUUACAACUGAAUUUCAGUUGCCUUGCCUGCUACGAAGCAACCGUUGUAGGUGCUUCAGUGUCUAAUAGCCAGAAUAAGCUUCAGUGGCCUUUUCGCCCAGAUGUUGAAUGCAUGGUUCGAAAAGAAAUCCUUGUACGCCUUAGUAGUGUGUAUCUAUAGCACUAUCUUUGAAGAUAAAUGAUGAAUUGAACACAUUGAGAUCA